Messenger RNA from Nematostella vectensis (starlet sea anemone), 1988 nucleotides. RefSeq lists its product as uncharacterized. The record is from RefSeq and is a predicted model, not a curated record. Bases 32 to 1672 code for a protein of 546 amino acids. Gene Ontology annotation, biological process: intraciliary transport. Lineage: Eukaryota; Metazoa; Cnidaria; Anthozoa; Actiniaria; Edwardsiidae. Gene Ontology annotation, cellular component: axoneme. The transcript is spliced from 10 exons.
CAUUCUGUAGCCAAGAAAACAGUUUCAAAAUAUGAACAAAAAACGUUUAUUCAAGAGUAUUACGAAGGGACACAGGAAGCCGCAAGUGGCAACUGGCAAACCAAGCGAAGAGAAGCUGCCCCAGGCAGCGAGCGUUAGCACAAAAGAUGUGUACUACUUCGCGGUGAACUACGACCAAGGCUUUCCGAGUGUUACGGAAGUUGAGAGAUACGCAGUGACGGUGACACCGACUGCUACCCACGUCGUAGAAGAGGAUUUGGUGGAGGAAGACUUAGACGACGAAGAAACAGAGAUGAGCGUAGAUACACACAGAGAUAGUAACGGCAACCGAAGGUAUGCUGGUGAGGAUGGAGGAAUGAAAAGCGUCGAUAGUGUGAAGUAUUCUGAAGAUGAUUUCGAGGAAGAAGAGGAGAAUGAGUGGGAGGAAAAUAGAGACUCGCAUCAACCUACUGCUGAUGGCAAAACCUCUGAAGAGCUUCCAAGAAAGAUAAAAGAAGAGAAGCAUGUGACAAUAGUUGAUCCGGAGCCCAGAAGGCCUGUUCGUGAAGAUACAGAGAGAUCUUUGUACGAUGACACUGAUUCGGAGUCAAGUGGGGCUGAGCACGAGCGUUGGGGAAUUCCGUACAAUAGAUAUCGAGAUGUCAAUAAUAACAAGGACAUAAGAAGAAGCUAUAAAGAACCCGGAAGAAGCCUUUCAGAAGGCCCUACACAUGAAAAGGUGACGAAAAUACAAAACAGACACCACACGGAACACUCAGAUUGCGAAGAGUCCUCAGAUUCACCCCUCAAUUACUACGAUAAGUACCGCUCCACGAACCACGCCCAACAACGAAACCCCAAAAGGAGACAGAAGACCCUGCCGGCGUCAAUAACAAAUAAUUACAAUAGGCCGCCACGCAAGCCUCUGACUUUGCCUAAGGGAACCCGCAAAAGUAACGUGCGAGAGGAGAUGGAGCGAGUUCUGCAGUACACGUUGUUACGGGGCGAGCAUCAAAUCAAGAAUUUGACCGCAGAGGCACAAACAUUACACCAAGAAGCGCAGCGCUUAAGAGAAGAGAACGUCGCGUUGAAGAAGCUUCAGCGCCUGCAGGAUCGCGAGUUGAACGACAUGAGUAAGAUCGUGCAGAUGGUGAACAACACAGCCCGCGUGACGCGCAAGGACGCGCGAGACACUGAAGCAAGCUGCGUGGACGUUAGCCUAUCUGUCAGAAAAAAGAACAUGGACAUUCUGCAUCUCAACGACGAGGUCAAGCGAUAUGAAAAGCUUCUGGCUAUGGACCGGAAGUUGCCGCGACGCUCCAUCUUAGAGGAGAGACUGGGAAGAGCGGAAGCAGAACUUGAACACAAGGACAGGGAGUUGGAGAACCUGCACAAGCAAGUUGUGGUAGCGGACAAGAAAGCUGCUCGAGAAAUAAGAAAAGAAAACAAAAAGUACCAGAAGCUUCAGGUCGAGGUCCAAGGAACUGUGAACGAGUGCGAUGAACUCAAAUCAAGAAUAAAGGAUGCUGAGCACAAACUGAGUAAGACGAACAUCUACAGCAAGCGCCACGCAGCAAAAGCACUUCCUGCUCCCCAGCCCCUCGCGGCCAUCACCUGGAAAGAACAAGAGCCAAAUAACAAAGUGGAGAGAUGGCUCAAUAAUAAUCAGGACAAGCAGAAAGCAAAACGAUGAGGAUAUAGCUCCGCUUUGUAUGUCUGGGAAUAAAUGAAUUUUAUACUACUGGAAACAUAUAAAGUAUAUCAUCUCAAAAACUCGAAAUAUCCUUAGCAUACUCACGCAAGGGAAAUCACCAGAAAAUAAAAUGAUUUCAGGAAAUGUUUUAGUGUAGUUUUCAACCGUGCUCCUAUUAUUAGUAAGCGUUCUUUGAAUCUUAGAUUUUGAAGAAAUUCAUCCUGUUAAAUAUCCUAUUAUAUUUCUACAAUGUAAAUAAUGCAUGAUUUCUUUAUUAUUCCAUUAUCUUUUGUUACAAUAGAAAAGACAUGUGGAA